AUGAAAGCUGUUGUUGGCUGCGGCCUCCUCCACUCCGCCUCCACCUCCGCCUCCGCCUCCACCGUCCCUUCACUGCGCUGGAGCUGCUGCUGCGGAGGCAGCCCCCACCGCGCCGGCCCCCAGCCGCCUGCCCGCCAGCCGCCGCGCCGCCGCCGCGCCAGUGCUCGUCGAGGCCUGGUGACCGCGCGACGCGUCCUCACGCGAAGAGAGAGCGAGACCGAGCGCCUGCGCCAGCGCCAGCGCCAGCCGUGUCAUGCGAGCGAGGACCAGCCAGCACCAGCGUCGGCGACGGCCUCCCCCAGCAGCGGGCGCCACGCCGCAGCACAGCGCCUGGGCUUCCACGGAGGCGCUCUCCGCGCACCAGCUAUGAGACAGAGGGGCGGCGCCGCGUGGGCGGCGUGGGCAGCGCUGCUGCUGCUGGCGGCCUGGACGGGCGGCGCGCGGGCCGUGCUGCAGUACCAGCCCGUGGCGGGCGCCGAGGGCGAGUGCGCGCUGCUGCUCGACGGCCCCGGGCGCACCUCCGCCUUCGACUACAACCUCAACGCGCUGCGCGGCACAUUUGGUUAUGGUGGCCAGCACACGUGCAUCACUUAUGACGCCGUCAACCAGGCGUAUCUGCAGGCCAGAAAAAGAAUUCAUGUGGCGCAGCCGAAGACGCACAUGUGGAAGGCCGAAGAGGUGGCGACGGUGGGAGAGCUCCUCCUGGACAUUUCCAUCAACCUCGCCAAGACGUACGGCCUGAGCUACGAGGACAUCGAGAAGGGCCUGCCGCUCAUCGACACGUCCAAGACGCUCAUCCGCGAGGUGUGCCCGCCCUUCCUGGCCAACGUGGAGUGCCGGCCGGGCAAGUACCGGCGCUACGACGGCCUGUGCACCAACCUGCAGCACCCGACGUGGGGCGCCACCAUGACGCCCUUCACCCGCCUCGUGGGCCCCCUGUACGCCGACGGCAUGACGGCGCCGCGCAUCUCCGUCACGGGCAACCAGCUGCCGCUGCCGCGCAUCGUCUCCCGCACCGUCCACCCCGACGAGGGCUUCCACGACCACGCCGGCACCGUCAUGGUGGUCGCGUGGGGGCAGUUCAUGGACCACGACUACACGCUCACCGCCACGCCCCUCGACCCGCUGAACCGCAACGAGCCCGAGGAGUGCUGCGACCGGCCGCCGCACCUGCGCAACCCCUACUGCCUGGAGAUCGAGAUCCCGGCCGACGACUACUUCUACUCGCUGUUCGGCCUCCGCUGCCAGGACUUCGUGCGCGGCUUCCCCGCCGUGCGACCCGGCUGCCGCCUCGGCUCCCGAGGACAGUACAAUACUCUGACUGGAGUCCUCGAUGGAAACACCUACGGGCUGAAGGACCUGCUGCCGCUCAAGCUGGACAUCCCCGACGAGGGCUGCACGCGCCCCAACCGCUCCAUGUACUGCUUCGAGGGCGGCGAGAUCCGCGUCAACGAGCAGCUCGUGCUCACGUGCAUGCACACGCUGAUGGCGCGCGAGCACAACCGCGCGGCCACGGGGCUGGCGCAGGAAGCGCGGCGUAUAGUGAUCGCGGAGAUCCAGCACAUCACCUACAACGAGUUCCUGCCCAUCAUCCUGGGCAAGGAGGUGAUGGAGAAGUUCGGGCUGCUCACGCAGAAGGAGGGCUACUGGGACGGCUACGACCCCAACGUCAACCCCAACGUGAUCGACGCGUUCGCCGCCGCCGCCUUCCGCUUCGGCCACUCGCUGCUGCCCACGGCCAUCGAGCGCUGGAGCAAGGCGCACAAGUUCAUCGCGUCGAAGCGUCUGUCUGACCUCAUCCGCCAACCUUACGACCUGUACCGCGCGGGCGUGCUGGACGAGUACUUCAUGGGGCUCAUGAACCAGGUGGCACAGGCCAUGGACGACUCCGUCACCCAGGAGGUGACGAACCACCUCUUCAAGAAGCCCGGCGCGCGCUUCGGCAUGGACCUGGCCGCCUUCAACAUGCAGCGCGGCCGCGAGUUCGGCCUCCCGGGCUACAUGGAGUUCCGCAAGUUCUGCGGGCUGCCCGGCGCCUCCACCUUCGACGAGCUCUUCGGCUCCAUGAGCAACGAGACCAUUCGCCGAUACGCCUCCAUCUACGAGCACCCGUCGGACGUGGACCUGUGGUCGGGCGGCGUGUCGGAGCGGCCCCUGCCUGGCAGCAUGGUGGGCCCCACCUUCGCCUGCAUCAUCGCCACGCAGUACAGCUACUCGCGCCGCGGCGACCGCUUCUGGUACGAGCUGGGCAACCAGCCCUCGUCCUUCACGCCAGAGCAACUGCAGGAAGUACGCAAGGCAAAGCUGUCCCGCGUCAUCUGCGACAACACUGACCUCAUCGACACCAUCCAGGUGUACCCAAUGGUGCUGCCCGACCACGAGAUCAACCCGCGCGUGCCCUGCCGCAGCGGCAUCAUCCCGGGCAUCGACUUCACCAAGUGGGCGGACUACGGCGGCGGUGUGCCGCAGGGGCCCGCGCCGCAGCCCUUCGCCAACAACUUCGCGUCCGUCUUCGACGCCCUGGGCAAGCGGAAGCGGAAGUAGAGCUGCACCCCAACCUCCUCCUCCUUCCACCUCCCGUCCUUCCCCGUCGGGUGGUCCGAUCGCGGGGCAGCGGGCGCCGGCCUUGCCCUACCCCUUUUGUAAUGCUGUAAAUAGCAAAGGCCGCCGCCCGCCCCCGCGCCCGCCCAACCCACGCCCCCGUCCACGCUCCCGCCCUCGGCUCCGUCCUAUUUAUUGCACGCUCGGCGCCCUCCUCCGCGCCGGGCUGAGCCCUGCCACGCCCCCGCGCCUCGCAAGGGCGCGACGUCGCAGUUUCUAAGGGCCAGCUCAACCACAGCGUCCAAUGCCCGCCGCGCCCUUGCGAACCGCCCUUCUCCACCCCUCCAGCUCCGCGUCCCUCCACUCCGCCCCCAACCCCGCGUCGGCGCUGCGGGCCGCGCGCGGAGGCCGCCACCGCCGCUGCGUCCUGUGGGUUUUGUGCAUCACUUCACUAACGGCUGUGGUUUCGUACGUCAUUAUCUUCCGGCCCUAACCUACUCACACAUUAACGGGUACACACGCAUUACGCUCACAACUUGCGUUUACUGCACCCUGUGUUUCACGAGACAACUUUCACCUUCACGGGAUUAACGAAACUCUAUUCCAGUCAGGUUUACGCACACAGGUGUAAAGGAUACACUCCCCCACGAGCCUCAAGAAAAUCAGCAGCAAUCAAAGGUUUUGUUUGUGCCUGUUUCACCUGUAGUGUUGUGGCCGAAGACGCUCGUUUUCCCCCGUACGGGUGGAACGGUCACGUAUCCCGAACAUGUGUGGUCUUUAACUUUUUUUCGCACGCGACUUGAUACCUCGUGAUUGGGUCGACCGCGCGGCACCCUGCGGCCGCCGUCUUCCGGAGCAGCCUGGAGCGGCGCUGGCGGAC
Messenger RNA from Gryllus bimaculatus (two-spotted cricket), 3421 nucleotides. NCBI's taxonomy places the organism in Eukaryota, Metazoa, Arthropoda, Insecta, Orthoptera, Gryllidae. The record is from the annotation of a GenBank genome assembly.